UAUAUUCCAACCUCACAAUUACACCUCUCUGCUGAUUACCAAAUUCCGCGACGAACAGUCAUCGUCAUCAUCUUUACAACGUAUCACAGACUCGCAAUAACAUCUAUCAAACCCCCAGCAAAGAAUAAGCACUACACCUCUUCUACAACACUCACAGAAAGAGUCGUGUUUUUAAGAAAAGAAAAGAAAAAAAAACCCAGGUUUUCUUUCCCCCAGCGAUCCAGAAUUCUCACUCAAACAACGAGCUACAUACCUAGGUACAUAUCAUACAUGAAACGUCCAUCCAAUCCGAACCCAACGGAGCACCAUCCAUCCAUCCAUCCAUCCAUCCAUAUAUAUCCCCGCACGCCCUCCCUCCCCCCACAACCACCCAAAGAAAUAUCAAUCGCGUCAUCAUACCUAACCCUCCCCCAAAACCCGCACACCCCUAACAAUAGAAAAAAGAGCGCACCACCUCCUUCCUCUCUCUCCUCUCGCAAAAUCUCCAAAUCCACACACAAAAAAAUAAAUAGAAAUUUUAAACUAGCAAGAAGAGAAGAGAGGAAAAUGGGCGCAGCAUUAAGCCAAUCCUUCUUCCUCCCCUCCCCUCCCCUCACCGCCUCCACAUGUCCCGACCAAACAGGCAGAGUAUGGAUAGUUACAGGCGGAUACUCCGGCAUCGGCCUCGAGCUGUGCCGCAUCGUGUACGCGCGCAACGCAACCGUGUAUAUAGCCGGACGCUCGCGGACGGCAGCAGCGACCGCAAUCCGCGAGAUUGAACGGUCAGCGGCGGACAGCCAAGGAAAACUGUGGUUUUUGGAGAUGGAUUACAUGGACAUGGGGAGUGUGCGGGGUGGGGUUGACGAGUUUUUGGGGAGGGAAGAGAGGUUGGAUGUGCUUGUUAAUAAUGCUGGGAUCAUGCUAAAAUCCCACCCCACCCUCCCAAUCCACAACACGCACCUCCUCACAAACAUCCUCGCCCCAACGCUCCUAACAAAGCUCCUCACCCCCCUCCUAACCAGCACCGCCGCGUCGAGCCCCACAGCCAGCGUGCGCGUGCUAUGGGCCGGCUCCAUCGCCGUGCACGUCAGCGCGCCGAGACCGGGGGGCAUGAAGAUCGAUGGAUCAGGACGGCCUACACACGACGAAGAGAAUGGGGAGGAUGGGUUGCUGAGCUACGGAGCUAGUAAAGUCGGCAACGUGUUUCUGAGCCGCAAGUUUGCGGAGCGAGGGAAGAAGAAAGAUGGGGGGGUCGUGCAUGUUUGUUUUAAUCCGGGGAAUUUGUCGAGUGGGUUGCAGAGGUAUUGGGGGGGUGGGAUAUGUGGGUCAUGGUACGUACUGUCUUUUGACUAUCUCUCUCUCUCUCUGUCCUCCUUGCUUGAGGAAAUAAAUGAUGCUUUGGGUGGGUGGAGCGGUCGAUUCAAGAGGUCUGAGAAAAGUCGCUGUCGCAAAUUCUUCUUCUUUCCCGCCAGAUACGGCGCUUACACCGAGCUCUUCGCCGCGCUCAGCCCAGAAAUCACGCCCGCGAAAAGCGGCGCGUAUAUUUACCCUUGGGGCAGGUUCGGAGAUUUGCCAGCAGAUGUCGAAGAUGCGAUCAAGAGUGAGGAGGAAGGCGGGACCGGCGUUGCGGAUCGGUUUGUGGAGUGGUGUGAGAGGGAGGUGGAUAAGUAUCUGUGA
Messenger RNA from Periconia digitata, 1656 nucleotides. NCBI's taxonomy places the organism in Eukaryota, Fungi, Ascomycota, Dothideomycetes, Pleosporales, Periconiaceae. The record is from the annotation of a GenBank genome assembly.